Colletotrichum lupini is the source of this 114-nucleotide messenger RNA. RefSeq lists its product as uncharacterized. The record is from RefSeq and is a predicted model, not a curated record. The transcript has a single exon. NCBI's taxonomy places the organism in Eukaryota, Fungi, Ascomycota, Sordariomycetes, Glomerellales, Glomerellaceae. Bases 1 to 114 code for a protein of 37 amino acids.
AUGCCUGUGAAACUCGAGCUAUUCCCAAAUGGCUUGUACCAGGUGUUCGCAAGUGCGUCUCUAGGGGCUCGGAGCGACCCCAAAGAACAAUACAUUGCGUACCUAGACACCUAG